Molecule: messenger RNA, 124 nt
Organism: Racocetra persica
Lineage: Eukaryota; Fungi; Glomeromycota; Glomeromycetes; Diversisporales; Gigasporaceae
Source: the annotation of a GenBank genome assembly
GCUAAUGCAAUAAGAUUUCCAAAUUUAUCUAAAAUGGCUCAAGACUAUUUAGCUAUUCCAGCAAUAAGUGCUCCAAUUGGGAGAGUAUUUGCUGGUGAAACAGAUUUAGUUAUACCAAAAAGAA